Messenger RNA from Dermatophagoides farinae (American house dust mite), 2232 nucleotides. Its product is annotated as solute carrier family 38 member 10. Gene Ontology annotation, cellular component: membrane. Gene Ontology annotation, biological process: amino acid transmembrane transport. Gene Ontology annotation, molecular function: L-amino acid transmembrane transporter activity. The record is from RefSeq and is a predicted model, not a curated record. Lineage: Eukaryota; Metazoa; Arthropoda; Arachnida; Sarcoptiformes; Pyroglyphidae.
CGUCGGCUUUCAUGAUAAACACAACUGUUGUAUUUGGCUGGUUGUUGCCUGUAUCCUAUUUCCAAACCAAACAAAAGAAUUUUUCGAAUGGAUUUUGGUUGAAAAUUUUGUCAAAACAAAAAAAAAAUAUUCCGAAUCGUUUGCGAUCUCAACCAACAAUAUUUCCAAUGUGACCACCGAACAAAUACAAAAAAAACGAAGAUAAUAAAAAUGGUGAAAAUAAAUCGCUCGUUGACGAGCAUCAUAAACCUGAGCAAUAGUAUAAUUGGUGUAUCGAUUCUAGCGAUGCCAUUAUGUUUCAAACAAUGUGGUAUAAUAUUGGCCUUAUUUAUCAUAUCAUUCAGUGCCUUAUUGAAUCAGUUUAGCUGUUACCUGCUGUUGAAAUCGGCCAUCAUAAAUCGACGAAGAAAUUUCGAAUUAUUAGCAUAUGAUGUAUUUGGUACCGGUGGAAAAACAUUGGUUGAAGUAUGUCUAUUACUGUUCUUAUUGGGAACAUGUGUAGCAUUUUUUGUUAUCGUAGGUGAUAUUGCACCAUCACUUAUAUCACAUAUAUUCGAAUUUGAACAAGGGCCACAACUACGUGCUAUGUGUAUGACAUUUUUGGCAAUGUUUAUCAUCUUACCAUUAGGAUUAUUACGUGAUGUUGAUAAUUUAACAUCAUUUUCAAUGAUGUCAUUGAUUGUUUAUUUAUUUCUCGCCUUACGAAUGUUAUACUUAUCUUUGGAUAAAUUCAUCUUGAUACAACCGAAUGUAAAUAUAAUUAGCCAAUUAAACUAUUGGAAUUCAUCAUAUAUGAUCACCUAUUUACCCAUAUUCUCGAUGGCACUAUCAUGUCAAUCACAAUUAUUUGAAAUAUUCAGUACAGAUUUAUUUCAAACAACAAAAACCGGCUCAUCAUUACGAUUAAUAAUGCGUUCAAUCAAAAAAGCUCUAAUGAUAUGUUCAAUUGUUUAUAUACUGAUUGGCUGUACUGGUUAUAUUGCAUUCUAUAAUGUCAAUUUUACCGGAAAUAUUCUACAAAAUUUACCACCCGGAUUGACAACAAAAUUAACACUUUUAUUAUUUCUGAUCACCAUAUUGACCAGUUUUCCGUUAUGUUUAUUUCCAAGUCGUACAAGUUUACAUUCAUUAUUAUUUCGUAAAGGUGUACAUUAUGAUCUUCUAAGUACAUCACAUUCAUCUAUUCAUAUGUCUGAUUAUCAAUUUAAAUUAUUGACCAUCAUAUUGAUCAUUACGACAAUGGGCAUAUCAAUCAUAUUUCCACGUGUUGAAUUAAUAUUAGCAUUGGUUGGUUCGACCAUUGGCUCAACAAUAUGUUUCAUAAUACCGGCAUUAAUUUUCAUCAAAAUUUGUGAUAAAAACACUAUCGAAUAUCUAUUAUCAUAUUUGUUAUUAUUUUUCGGUACAGCUAUACUAAUAUUUUGUACAAUGUCAGCAUUACAUAACAUUUCAAUGGCUCGGGAUACAGAAAUUGAAGAGAAAAUCAAUGAAUUUAAACAACAAAAAUCUACCAUCCUGCCCAACAAACAAUCGCAAAUGAUUGCUGAAAAACCAAUACAACCACCAUCGAUGGAUAUGAAAAGCCGUAUAAAUAAUAUAAAUAAAUUAAAAGAAUCAAUUAAAAAUGAUAUGAAUCGUUUGAAAAAACAGGAAGCCAUCCUCAAACGAUUGGAACAACAGCAACAAUCUGGUAAUGGUAAAAAAUUCAUAAACAUUACGGUGACCACCAAACCAAUAAUUGAUCAUCAUCAAUCAGAUAUAAAAAUCAUCAACAACGGCGAAAUUCGAAAUCAAUCAAAAUCAUUGAACGUAAAUAGUAAUAAUGUUGGAUCAAAAUUGAAUACAUCAUCUGCUAUUUCAACGGUUAAACCGUUUACAAUUGGUAAUUUGGCACCAAGUAAAAAACCGAGUAAAUUUCUAGCUAAUUAUGGAAAUUAUUCGACCAAAACUAAUCAUUCCAAAAUUAUUUCAAACCACAACAACUACACUGAAAUAGCACGGCAAUCAACUAUGAAACUUACAAUGGCAAAUUAUUCUCGCAACAAAUUCGAAUCUGCCAUCAAGCGGCAAUCAAUCACAAACGAUACAUUAUCUUGAGAUAAUGAAAAUUCCUGGGCACAAACGCAAAACAUUACUUUCAAAUAGAUAUUUUGAUAUUUGAUAUAAUAGUAAAAACUGUGUAUUUGUUAUUGUGAUUUUUAAUAUAAUGAUGAUAAAUUUAAAUUUAUGAAA